Molecule: messenger RNA, 1745 nt
Organism: Panicum virgatum (switchgrass)
Lineage: Eukaryota; Viridiplantae; Streptophyta; Magnoliopsida; Poales; Poaceae
Product: nucleosome assembly protein 1;2-like
Exons: 7
Coding region: 174-584 (136 amino acids)
Source: RefSeq, a predicted model, not a curated record
CCCCCCCCCCCCCCGCUACCUUCUCCUUCACCGGGGUGCCCCUCUCCGCGCGCCACCUCUUCAGGUUCGUCUGCCCCUCCCCCGCUCCCUCCCCUCCUUGGUUCUCCUUCACCGGCGGCACCUUUUGUUUUUGCAAUGCAGAGCUCACGCCGGAGCAGAAGGCCGAGCUUGUGAUGUCGCUGAAGAACAAGUUGGAGGGGUUGGUCGCGCAGCACAUGGAUGUGCUCGAGAGUCUCACCCCCAAGGUCCUGAAGCGCGUCAACUUGCUCAGAGAUAUUCAGGGAUUGCUUCCUAAGAGCCUAUUACAAUCCAUGUAUGUCUCUUUCCUGGCUGGCUGCUUCCGAAGAAGCACAUGGAUUUUCUCAGCACCAGUUCGAGUAGGAGAAGAGGAUGGUGCGGCACAGCAGCGCGCAGCGGAUAGAGGCUGCGCUGCGAACCAGCAAUGGGGCAUGGCAGUGGCGGCAACACCACAGUUUAUCAUCCAGCGUUCAUCUCCUUCAGAUGCCUUCUCUCCAGGAUUGCUUGAGCCUAACCUGCAAGUGUUGAAACUUGAUGGGAAUCCGCUUAUAAGCCCACUCUUGUGAAGGAACGUCAAGGGGUUGGAGCAGGUCGGCGGGAUGGAGGGCCUCCAUUUUGUUGCACUGGCACGUCGCAUAGGAACGCACGAAGUUGGACACCACGGUCCUGUCAUUGUCGAUGAUGAAGUCCAACCGGAGGCGUUGCAUCGUUUUCUGGAUCCCAAUUUGUGUAUUAUUUAGAAAAAAAUGUCUAGGUACCUAAUUGGAAUAAAAAGGGUUACAUAUUUGGUGCACCUAAUUUGUUAAAUUCUAUUCCACAUUACUAAUAUAUUCCCUGUUUUGUUUGGACCUAAUCAAACGAAAGGUCUCUCAAUUCUCAGUGGUGUAGUGAAAAGCCUAAAAAUGAAAGGUGACCCCCUCUCCACUUAUGCUAACCUGUGGGUUCUACUUUUACUUUCAUUGUUCAUGUGUGUUUACAAUGUUGUAUGCUAAUAUUAUGUGCGACCAAGUUUGCAUAAUCAAUAUAAGGUUUUUCAGAAUACAUUAGAAUCCUUUUAAGAUUUCGGUCAGGAAUUUCCAGUUACAAAUGGAUUUUUUUCACCGCCACUAAAUGUAUAAAUGGCACUUUUGAGGCUGAGGUGCCAGUGCUACCAACAGUGGGUGCCAGUGCUAGAACUAGGAAGACUCUGCUUGCUUCAAGAGCAAUGAAGGAAUUUUGAGCCAUGUCAGCACCCUCUUAAUUCAUUUUGAGAUUAGUGAGGGUUGUUGAGAAAACAAACUUGGUCAUAACAAGUUGUGUAUCAAAGGACAUGCGAGGAAUCGGCCAUGUCGAUUAUUUUUACUGGAGUUUUAAAAGAGAUUUGAUUAAUAGUCAAUCAGCUUCAAAAUAGCACAAUAGGUGCUAAGGGCAGGCCUUGCAAGGAAACUACUUGGUAUAAAAUUCAGGUAGUUUAGCACUUAUAAGUGGUCUUGUGAUUUGGCCAAGCAGGAUAUCUAUGGUGGAAAUUUGCAAUUUACUAUGGCGGAUGAGGAAUUUAGUGGUUUCUGGUAGAUGUGCUUUCUGGCACACGUAGUUUAGCAUUAAGAUCCUUGUUUACCGCAUUUCUUGAAAAACAUGUACGUGUUGCACGGGCGAAUGCAUAUCAAGAACAUUUUAUUCUUACAUGUAUUCUCUUCUAUUGUGUUUAAUGGUUGCAUGAGAUAUAUGGUCAUGUACAUAUUAUUUGU